Molecule: messenger RNA, 447 nt
Organism: Trichomonas vaginalis G3
Lineage: Eukaryota; Parabasalia; Trichomonadida; Trichomonadidae
Product: hem-degrading protein family
Exons: 1
Coding region: 1-447 (148 amino acids)
Source: RefSeq, a predicted model, not a curated record
AUGCAAAAUGAUUUUGAAAGUAGCAACAUAUUGACAUUUCAAGCCGCGCAAAAGAUAGGAUCAGCUGCAAUGGAAUAUGCUAAUUUAAAGGGUUAUAAGGUUUGUAUUACCAUUGUUGAUAGAUCUUGUCAAAUUUUAUGCGUUGCUAGGCAUCAUCAAGCUGGGGUUCACACUGUAAACGCUAGUUUUAAAAAAGCGUAUACAGCUUGUUCGCAGAAAAGAACUACGGAAGAAAUUUUUAAUGGAAUUAAACAAGGAACAAUUCCACAAGAACUGAAAGAUCUUGAUCCUAAUAUUUUAGUACUUCCUGGCGGUAUUCCCAUAAUAUAUAAGGAUGAAGUUAUUGGAGGAAUCGGAGUUGGAGGUGCUCAUCUCUCUCUUGAUUCUGAUGUUGCAAAAGCAGGACUUAUUGCAGUUAUUGAUCAGAAUUCGAAUAAAUCUGAAUGA